GUAUUAAUGUUGUUAUGUAGGGACAGUGAAGCAUCGCGUAUGAUACUGAAAAGAAAGUCUGAUUCAUAACCAUUGAAAGGGAGAGAAUGAUUCUUUCCUUGAGCUUGGAAGACUGUUAUGAAAGCUUUGGUGUUCUUUUUUAUUGGGUGGCGACGUGAAGGAACUCUUAUUUGUUAUUGUUGAAUCACUCAUCGAAUGCUUCUUUUCACUCAUUCCAAAACUGUUUAUUUAGAGAGCUAUAGCUUUAUCCAAGUCUUAGCCUUUCACAGUGUUCGAGGUCAAUCUAUGAACUCGAAGUUGGAUACUGAGAAUUUCAGAAUCUGGUUUUGAGUAAGGUGGCAAAAAAUUAAAAAAACUGUCUGAAAAUCAUGUAUUUUUCUUCUUACCCUCUUGAUGAGUAUCUUUUGUGUGCUGUUUAUCAUCAACGUCACAUUGCUGACAGAUUUUUGUCAUCUUCAACCUUAUGAUUGUGUAAGCUGGUCUAGGAAGAAGAAGAAUCAACAAGUUAUUGUGAGAGCUGUUUUUCAAACAUGAAGAUGUUUGGGAUUACAAGACUUGGGCAUCUAUCCAUGAGGGGAAUGCUAGUUUCAUUGAUUUUUUGUUUAUGGUUUCCAUUGGGAGUGUUUGGUGGGACUUUAAAUGCCACUGUUCAUUCUUCAAGGCCGAAAACUUUGAAUAUUGGAGCUCUGUUUACUUCUAAUUCGGUUAUUGGGAGGUCGGCUAAACCAGCAAUUUUGGCUGCCGUGGAUGAUGUUAAUUCUGACCCUACUGUUCUUCAGGGGACAAAAUUGAAUGUUGUUGUCCAUGACACGAAUUGCAGUGCAUUUCUUGGAACGGUUGAAGCUUUGCAGCUGGUGGAAAGUGAUGUGGUUGCCGCAAUUGGUCCACAAUCCUCUGGAAUAGCUCAUGUCAUUUCCCAUGUUGUUAAUGAACUCCAUGUCCCACUUCUUUCAUUCGGAGCAACAGACGCCACUCUUUCUUCACUGCAGUAUCCCUAUUUUGUUCGCACUACUCAGAGUGACUAUUUUCAGAUGCAUGCCAUUGCUGAUUUCGUUGAUUAUCAUGAAUGGAAAGAAGUAAUUGCCAUCUUUGUUGAUGAUGACUAUGGCAGAAAUGGGAUUUCUGUAUUGGGUGAUGCCUUGUCAAAGAAGCGCGCCAAGAUCACUUAUAAGGCUGCCUUCUCUCCUGGAGCCCCCAAAAGUGCAAUCAAUGAAUUGCUAGUUGGAGUAAACCUCAUGGAAUCUCGGGUAUAUGUUGUACAUGUUAAUCCUGACACUGGGUUGGAAAUUUUUUCUGUUGCCAAGUCCCUUGGAAUGAUGGGUGGUGGCUAUGUUUGGAUUGCAACAGAUUGGCUUCCUUCUGUUCUUGAUUCAAUAGAACCUAACACUCAGACUAUGAAUCUCUUACAAGGGGUUGUCGCUUUUCGUCAUCACACCCCAGAUACCGAUGCCAAAAAGAAUUUUAUGUCUAGGAUAAACAAUCCAAAUCAGAAAGGGAGUGUGAAACUCAAUUCUUUUGCUCUUUAUGCUUAUGAUUCUGUUUGGUUAGCAGCCCGCGCUCUUGAUGUUUUCUUCAAUGAAGGUGGAAAUAUAUCUUUUAGUAAUGACCCAAAGUUGCAAGAUACAAGUAACAGCACACUGCGCUUAACAUCAUUACGUAUAUUUGAUGGAGGCCAACAAUAUCUACAAACAAUUCUUAAAAUGAACAUGACAGGUCUGAGUGGUAGGUUUCAAUUUGAUGUGGACAAAAAUCUAAUUCAUCCAGCAUAUGAUAUUCUUAAUAUCGGUGGAAGUGGAUCCCGCAGGGUUGGUUAUUGGUCAAAUUAUUCACAUCUCUCUGUUGUUGCUCCGGAGAUCCUUUAUACAAAGCCUCCUAAUACUUCGACCAGUAGUCAGCGCCUUUACAGCAUUAUAUGGCCAGGUGAAACUACAACGACACCUCGUGGAUGGGUAUUUCCCAACAAUGGAAAGCCUCUAAGAAUUGCUGUGCCUAACCGAGUAAGUUACAAAGAGUUUGUUGCUAAAGAUAAGGGCCCUCCAGGGGUCAAAGGGUACUCUAUUGAUGUCUUUGAAGCUGCCAUUAACUUGUUGCCUUAUCCUGUACCACGGACAUAUAUGUUAUUUGGAAAUGGCAAGAGGAAUCCCGAGUAUAGUGACCUUGUAUAUCAAGUUGCUGAAAAUCAAUAUGAUGCAGCUGUGGGAGAUGUUACAAUUACCACAAAUAGGACAAAGAUUGUGGAUUUUACACAGCCUUACAUGGAAUCAGGACUGGUUGUAGUUGCUCCUGUCAAAAAGGAAAAAUCUAGUGCAUGGGCAUUCCUCAAACCCUUUACUUGGCAAAUGUGGGCUGUCACUUGUGCUUUCUUCCUUUCCGUGGGAGCUGUUGUUUGGAUUCUUGAGCACCGGAUCAAUCAUGAGUUCCGUGGUCCACCAAGCCAACAACUCAUUACAAUUUUUUGGUUUAGUUUCUCAACAAUGUUUUUCUCACACAGAGAGAACACUGUGAGCACCCUUGGACGUUUGGUGCUGAUUAUUUGGCUAUUUGUAGUGCUAAUUAUAAAUUCAAGCUACACAGCUAGUUUAACAUCAAUCCUCACAGUUCAGCAACUGACAUCACGAAUUGAAGGGAUUGACAGCCUCAUAACAACUACCGAUCGUAUAGGAGUUCAAGAUGGGUCAUUUGCAUGGAGAUAUCUAAUUGAUGAGCUAAACAUAGCAGAAUCUAGACUUGUCAAGUUAAGAAACAUGGAAGCUUAUCUUGAUGCCCUUUUGCGUGGACCCAAAAAUGGAGGGGUAGCUGCAGUUGUUGAUGAGCUUCCUUACAUUGAGCUCUUCAUGUCCAACAGCAAAUGUGAAUUCAGGACUGUGGGCCAGGAAUUUACAAAAAGCGGAUGGGGAUUUGCAUUCCAAAGGGACUCUCCUCUUGCAGUGGACUUAUCAACUGCCAUUCUUCAACUCUCUGAGAAUGGUGAUCUCCAAAAGAUCCAUAAUAAGUGGCUCACACAAAAUGGAUGCUCGAUGCAAAUCAGUGAUGUUUCUGAUGAUAAUCGGCUCUCUUUUAAUAGCUUCUGGGGUCUGUUCCUUAUCUGUGGCAUUGCAUGUUUCAUUGCUCUUACUGUGUUCUUCUGCAGAAUCUUCUGUCAAUACCGUAAAUUUAUCCCAGAGAAUGGGAAUGGGGAUAUUGAGGAGAUUGAACCUGAGAGGACCAGUCGAAGGUCGAUUCGAUCAACCAGUUUCAAGGACUUGAUGGAUUUUGUGGAUAGAAAAGAAGAAGAGAUUAAGAAGAUACUUAAGAGGAAAAAUAGUGAUAAUAAACAAGCUAGCCAAAGCUCCGAUGGGCAGCCAAAUUCUCCACCUUGAAGAAGAUUUGUUCUCCCAACGGUUGGUUUCUGAUUCUCCACAAUGUAACUAGACUAUCAAAAGCAAAAUCAUAUACGCUAAUGUAAUUGCUCCUUCACUUAAUACAAGGAGUAAGACAGAUUGAAUAUAGCAAUUACAGGUUUUUCUUUUCCUUUUUUUUUUUUUUUUUUUUUUUGGUUUCCUCUAGAAAGGGUGAGCCAGAGAGCUUAGGAAAUCAUCUUUCCUAGUUGUAGACCAUUUUGUAUUUAUACAAUUAUGUAUGUAGUAUUUCUUAUCCUAAUUGAAAAUGUAGAGUUUCUCAAGUGUAGAUAGAUCUUUUCCAUGUA
Molecule: messenger RNA, 3685 nt
Organism: Ziziphus jujuba (common jujube)
Lineage: Eukaryota; Viridiplantae; Streptophyta; Magnoliopsida; Rosales; Rhamnaceae
Product: glutamate receptor 3.4
Exons: 7
Coding region: 531-3359 (942 amino acids)
Biological process (GO): G protein-coupled receptor signaling pathway
Cellular component (GO): plasma membrane
Molecular function (GO): glutamate-gated receptor activity; G protein-coupled receptor activity
Source: RefSeq, a predicted model, not a curated record